Aspergillus steynii IBT 23096 is the source of this 1440-nucleotide messenger RNA. Its product is annotated as sugar transporter. Bases 1 to 1440 code for a protein of 479 amino acids. NCBI's taxonomy places the organism in Eukaryota, Fungi, Ascomycota, Eurotiomycetes, Eurotiales, Aspergillaceae. The record is from RefSeq and is a predicted model, not a curated record. Gene Ontology annotation, cellular component: membrane. Gene Ontology annotation, molecular function: carbohydrate:proton symporter activity. The transcript is spliced from 3 exons. Gene Ontology annotation, biological process: transmembrane transport; carbohydrate transport.
AUGAUAGCCCCUAGCGCCAGAAACCUUCCGCCCAUCAUCUGGGCCGUGGCCAUCUUCGGCUCUCUCUCCUCUGCGGGCUUCGGGUUCGACCAAGCGUGGUGGGCGAGCAUCAUGAGCUCGCAGCAGUUCGCCCGCCGGUUCGGAUCUCAGGACCCCACAGAGGAGACCUGGGGUCUCACAGAGCGACAGCAGUCCCUCGGUACGGGGCUGGGCUAUGCAGGGAUUCAGUCGGCUGUGGUCAGUAUCGGCGUCAUUAUCGAGUCAACCUGCCAGACGAGCUACGCCCAGUUUCUCGUCGGCAAAGUCGUCGUCUACUUUGGCGGCGGCAUCGCCUCCAACGUCAUCCCUGUCUACCAGGGCGAGUGCGCGCCCCAGUCCCUGCGCGGCCUCAUGGCUGGCUCCUACAACGUCUUCCUCAUGGUCGGCGGCCUGGCUGCCGCUCUCGUCGUCUACCUCUGUCGCCAUAUCCCUGGCGAUUGGGCCUGGCGCGGCGUCGUCGUCGCACAGAUCGCUAUCCCCGCCCUCAACUGGCUCAGUUUGCCCUUUCUUCCUGAGUCGCCCUACUGGCUGAUGCACCGCGGAAAACUCGACGAAGCAGCAGCCAGUCUCGCUCGCCUCCGUGCUCUCUCCCUCUCUGCUGCCCGGACAGAGCUCGAUCAUCUCCACGACUUAGCUCUACAGGCCCAGCAAGAGCAGCAGCAACACAAAUCCUCCUCCUCCUCUUGGUCUGCCUGUCUCACCGACCCAAUCCUCCGCCGCCGCACCAUCAUCUGCGUCGGCGCGCAGAUCUUCCAACAAGCCCAGGGCAUCUCCUUCGUAGCCAACUACCAGGCCGUCUUCCUCCAGCGGAUCGGCUUCCGCCAGGUCCUCCUCAUGUCCGUGGUCGUCUACGUGAUCGGCAUCGCAGGCAACCUAGCCGGCGUGAUCGUCGCCGACCGACUCGGUCGACGGCGCGUGCUGCUCAUCUCCGCCGCCCUGCUUGCAGCAUGCAUGCUCAGCAUCGGCGGACUGACCAACGACGGCACCCCCCGCGAGUACCGCACGCAGGUCGCAGCCGUCGCGCUUCUGAUGCUCUGGUUCUUCACCUUCCAGGCUACCUGGGGCCCGCUGGCCUGGGUCCUGACUGCCGAGAUCCCGCCUGCUUCCUGGGUGCGUGAGACCAUGGUCGCCCUUGCUGGGCUUGCGGCUUACGGUACUGGUCUGGUCAUUGUGUUUGUGAACCCGUAUACGCAGGCGGAGAUCGAGGGCAGUGUGGCGUUUAUCUACGGCGGCUUGUCCGUCGCUGCGACGGGGUUUGUGUGGUUCGUGGUGCCUGAGAUGAAGCGGCGGUCGCUGGAGGAGAUUGAUGAGAUGUUUGCGGAGAAGGUGCCGUCCAGGGAAUUCCGUGGGUAUUGCUGUAAAGCAGGAACUCUGCAAGACGAACGUAUUGAGUUCGCUUGA